GCUAUAGCACAAGAUAGUGCGCGCACAAAACUGUGCGGUACCACACAAUUGCGCUGUUGCACAAAAUCGUGCGGUUGCACAAAAUCGUGCGGUUGCACAAAAUCGUGCGGUUGCACAAUAUCGUGCGGUUGCACAAAAUCGUGCGGUUGCACAAAAUCGUGCGGUUGCACAAAAUUGUGCGGUUGCACAAAAGUGGUACCACAAUUUUGUUUAGUGUGCAAAUGUGCUCACACAUAUUGAUGUGCUGUGCGUGCGUGGUAGCACUGUGCUACUUGACCCAUCACUACAGCUAUGGUACCAAGGGAUCGAAAAGACGCUUCAGUGCCAUUUUAAAAACACGACGCCUACUGUGGACAAAUUUGCUUUAAAUCUCUUCGUAGAUGGGCUUCCGUUACAUAACAGUGGCCCUACGCAAUUAUGGCCAAUAAUGGCGCAGAUUCACGAGCUUCCGGAGGUGCCUGUCUUGGUGCUAGGCAUUUUCUGUGGUUCGUCGAAACCUGACAACGUGGAGGAUUAUCUUCGUCAAUUGGUAGACGACCUUAAUCGUGUUAUGGACCAAGGAGUCACAAUCAACAAAACAAAAAUUGGAAUUGAUCUUCGUGUUAUCAUCGCCGAUUCUCCCGCCCGAGCGUUCAUAAAAGGUGUGGCGAAUUUCAAUGCAGCGAACGGGUGUAUAAAAUGUAAAAUUGUGGGAAAAAAGGACAAAAAAACCCACAGAAUGGUAUUUGAAGGAACAGCUGAACCGAGGACAAACAAGGAAUUUAGGCAAGGAGAUUAUGAAAUAAGCCAUCAGAAACGACCAACACCGUUAUUAGAUAUUAAGGAUAAAGAUAUUAUUAAGAUCUUAAGCAUAGCAGACGAUUUACACUUACUACAUUUAGGAAUAGCAAAAAAAUUAGGAAAAGGAUAUGCCGAAGGUAGUUUAGCACCGUUUCCGAAGUGGAACGAAGAAGAUAGAGAGGAAAUUUCUAAAAUUCUAGCAAAGACAAAGUUACCUGCAGAGAUAAAUAGGGCAAUGAGGCCACUGAAAUAUUUAGCUUAUUGGAAGGGGUCCGAAUAUCGUACAUUUCUCAAUCAUAUUAGCAUAGCAUUACUUAGAGGUAGAAUUCACGAUGAUGCUUAUCAUCAUUUUAAACUCUUUUAUGUUGCAAUUACAUUGUUUUCCAGCAAUCAUUUUAAAAAUCAUUGGGAUUACGCGGAAGCUCUUUUAAAACAAUUUGUUGAGGAUUUCGGUUUAAUUUAUGGCAAAUCUCACAUUACCAGUAAUGUUCACAAUCUUUUACACAUAGCUGAAGAUGUACGUGAAUUCGGACCCCUUCCAACAAUAUCCUCAUAUCCCUUUGAAAGCCGGUUAAAUUUUCUUAAAAGGCUAGUUAGAACAGGUCAUAGAACGUUAGAACAAAUAGUAUGUAGGUUAACAGAACUUAAUGAGCUAGAAGCAAGUGAAAGCAAGGAGAAAAUGGUUUAUCCAAUUAUUAAACAUAAGAAAGAUGAGGUUAAAUUGUACAUAACAGAUAAAUUUCAAUUAAGGAAAGGUGAUAGGAACGGUUGGUUUUUAACCAAAGAUAAUAAGCUUAUUAGGUAUAGUAGCGUUAAGCAGGUUCCAGGAUCGUAUAUCAUAGAAGGACAUCAAUUAGCAGAAACACAACCAGCAUUUAGUUAUCCGAACCGUUCGGAAGUUAUUUAUAAUUAUAUAGGUAGAGUAUCAGAUAUUCCAACCGACGUAGUUAAAGUAGAUUUAAACAAUGUAAAAGUUAAAUUGGUAGCGGUUUCUGUUGAUGAUGGCGAAUCGUUUUAUUUUAGUCCGCUCAUGCAUACUUUAUUGGAAUAAAACAUAUAUUUA
Molecule: messenger RNA, 1843 nt
Organism: Anopheles coluzzii
Lineage: Eukaryota; Metazoa; Arthropoda; Insecta; Diptera; Culicidae
Exons: 3
Coding region: 428-1831 (467 amino acids)
Source: RefSeq, a predicted model, not a curated record